This is a messenger RNA of Diplodia corticola, 336 nucleotides long. RefSeq lists its product as uncharacterized. NCBI's taxonomy places the organism in Eukaryota, Fungi, Ascomycota, Dothideomycetes, Botryosphaeriales, Botryosphaeriaceae. The coding region runs from base 1 to 336 and encodes 111 amino acids. The record is from RefSeq and is a predicted model, not a curated record. The transcript has a single exon.
AUGCAUCUCUUCCGACGCAUAUUCGCCAACGCCGCUGAAGAUGCGGGACCUCCUCAAGGAACAAGCACCAUUGACCCGGUUCUGCUCGGAGACACGCUCAUCAAGGGACUCAUCAUGGGUCUGGAUCGACAGUUUCGCGAGCACAAAGAGAGCCCGUACAACACUGAGAUCACGCUCAAGUACAUCUUCCACCUGAGCCGCGACAGGGUGCUGCAGGGUCGGAGUACCUCUGGUAGUAAGGAGUUCCAGGACAUCAUCAAGCAGCUCAUCUAUUGCUUCACUCGCGAAGGCUUGGAACGGGCUGUGCGCCUUCUCGACGCCAAUGGCUCGUCCUAA